Molecule: messenger RNA, 726 nt
Organism: Musa acuminata subsp. malaccensis (wild Malaysian banana)
Lineage: Eukaryota; Viridiplantae; Streptophyta; Magnoliopsida; Zingiberales; Musaceae
Source: RefSeq, a predicted model, not a curated record
CUUUCAUCCCUGCUAUCGCCAAACCCUUAAAAUCCUCGACCUAGUCGGCUCCAAUCGAAUUGAUCGUGAGCGAUGCGGCGAAUCGCUCGGUUUCUCCUCCACAAAUCCAUCUCCGCCUUCUCCUCUCUUCCCGCGAUCCUCACAAAACCUCCCACACCGGUCCCCCUUGGUCUCCCCUUCUCGUCCUUCCGCCUGAUGCGAUGCCCGCUCCCGCCGAGUCUUGGCCGCCAUGGAUUCGCCACCGGCGGAGGACCCCUUGACCACAGCAAGGAGGUGGAUGAGAUCAACCUGAAGUUCGCGGAGGCCCGGGAAGAGAUCGAAGCGGCGAUGGAGUCGAAGGAGACUAUCUACUUCGAUGAGGAGGCGGAGUGCGCCCGCGAGGCGGUGAAGACGGUGCUGGAUAUGUUCGAAGGGCUGCUGGCGAGGUUGCCUGAGAAGGAUCGGAUGGCGCUGCAGAGAUCGAUGGGGCUGAAGAUUGAGCAGUUGAAGGCGGAGCUCAAGCAGUUGGAUGAUUAGUUCUCGAGGUCGGUCUUCUUCGCAUUCUGAUUUCCGAUAUUUCUUGCUUCGAAUUAAUCUUCGAUCAGUAAGCUUCUGAUCUUGUCUCCACUUGUCUCGAGUUAUCUGCGCGAAACAUAUCAUGUUCCCUUUCCAGUUUGAUAAGGAGGCAUCAUUCUUGAAUGUUUAAUGCCAUUGGAUGAAAUGAUGAAGGUUAUCUUUUUCGUAUAA